GGGCUAAAAAUAGUGUUAACAUUUGCAUGCAAAUAUUUUUACCCUGCUUUUUGGUAACAUUUCUAGCAGGCUGGAUAGCUUGGGCAGCUUGGACAUUAUUGAAGGAGGCAAAAUUUAAAGAUUUAAAAUAUGGAUCCAUACCUUUUACUAUAAUAGUAAUUGUAUGGGGAGUAUUAAAAUCAAUUAUUUCUGUUGUGAAACCAGUGAGCACACAGAUGAUGGGGUAUAUUAACUCACCAGAUCAUACAGCUCAUCUUGGCUAUCAACAACAAGUCAUAUCAGACAUCAAUUUUUUGAAAGGGGAACUUGGAAAAAACCCUCACUGGUUUUUUUAUUUCAUUGUUGGUGAAUGGUGUUGGAAUUGGUUGGGCCUGUAUCCGGACAAUGUUGAAAACACACGUUUUUCAAAAUUUAAGCCAGCCUCUGAGGAUCAACUUCGAAUGAUAGCAUUUGUUGAUGAUCUAGAUAGAUGCGAUGAAAAAGUUAUAAUACAGGUUUUAUCUGCUAUAAAUCUAGUACUGGCUGAAUGCAAGAUCAAUGUGAUUUUGGGGAUCGAUAAAAAAAUGAUUCAAAGAGCAGUUGAGACACAUUUUGAAGAUAAUGAUGAUAGAGAUUUAGCAGAUAAAUUUAUUUGUAAAAUUAUUCAAAUUCCUUUGAGUUUACCAGAUCUUGUAGUUGAAGAAUCAGAUAAGUUCUUACAACGUCAUUUAGGACAUCCACCCCCUACAAAAACUAUAAUAAGAGUGGACGAUGAAGACACAGAUUAUGGUGAAAUUGAUACAGAUAAUGAUGAUACAAGUCAAAGGCAAGAAAGCACAUCAGUUGAAAUUGAUUCUUCUAACAGACUACAAACAGGUAAUCAAGAUGACAUAAAAAAAUCUAAUAAAAGCCUAGGGAAGGAAAGCCAUGUGGUAGAAAUUAAUUUUUGUAAAAGACUACAAACAAGUUGUCAAGGCAUUAUUCAAAAAGUGUCUCAUUGGUUGGCUUGCUUAUUUCAAAGUUUCUUUUUGCUUGCUUGCAACUUAACAAGUGAAAUACAAACAAUGCAAGAUGAGAUGAACAAAAGUGAAAUUCGUCCUUUGGCAUUUUCAAAAGGUGCACGAUUAACUAGGGAAAUGUUGCUAUCAAAAUAUAGCCCAAAAGAAGCUGAAACAUUACAUAAGUUUAAGGAAUUUGCCACUGGUACACAAAAACUUCCUCGUGAAUGGAAACGCUUCUUAGAUUACCGUAAAAUUGCAUGCAAUAUUCUUUCUAUGAGAGGAAAAGUUUAUAAGCUACCAAGUUGGAGGGUAGAAUUGGUGGCUUGGGUAUUUGUUUGUUGGCAAUGGAAGCAUGAGAUCAACACUCUCAUUAAGGGUUGGCACAAAUAUGCACAUGUGAAAGGAAAGGAUAAGAGGAAGAUUGUGGAAGCUGAAGAUGAAGAAAACAGGAAUUUGUUUGGACCUUCACUUAAACAAAUUGUUAAAAAUUAUGUUAUGGAGUUGAAUGAAUCACAAAAAAAAAUAGAUGGUGAAGUUUAUCUGGAUAGAUAUAGAGAUUCUAGAACAAUAGAGACACAAGGUGGUCUUAUGGAGUGAAAGGAGUGUUUAAGACAAGAUCCUUUUGCAAAAGAUAUUUUGUCUAUGCAUGAUUAUGACACUACAAUAGUUGAAGAAAGACAAAACCAAUAUUUCAAUUGGUUAAAAUUAUUGACGGCAUUGCAUGAAGUACAAGAUGUUUCAAUGAAAGGAAUUCAAUUGUUUAAAGAAUUUCGCCUUCAUUGUGAAAUAGACAAUCUUCCAUGGCCUUUGCCAGAAUCAAGUGCCACAAUGUAUAACAAAUUGAUGCUAGAAAUGUAAAUGCCACAAUAUAUAAUAGAUUGAUGCUAGAAAUGCAAAUAUUGAUCGAUU
Molecule: messenger RNA, 1889 nt
Organism: Cryptomeria japonica (Japanese cedar)
Lineage: Eukaryota; Viridiplantae; Streptophyta; Pinopsida; Cupressales; Cupressaceae
Exons: 6
Coding region: 27-1577 (516 amino acids)
Source: RefSeq, a predicted model, not a curated record